This is a messenger RNA of Cuscuta europaea, 749 nucleotides long. The record is from the annotation of a GenBank genome assembly. NCBI's taxonomy places the organism in Eukaryota, Viridiplantae, Streptophyta, Magnoliopsida, Solanales, Convolvulaceae.
UCCUCCGCCCUUCAUCACCAGAAUACCCAAAGAGCUGGAAAAUAGAUCAAAGAGAGGCGGACAGAGAAGAGAUGAACAAGAAAGAGGUGUUGAAGCUAGCGAAGGGGUUUAGAGGGAGAGCAAAGAACUGUAUAAGAAUAGCAAGGGAGAGGGUGGAAAAGGCGCUACAGUAUUCUUACAGAGAUCGCCGCAAUAAGAAGCGCGACAUGCGCUCCCUAUGGAUCCAGCGCAUCAAUGCCGGCACCCGCCAGCACGGUGUGAAUUAUGGUAACUUUAUCCAUGGGUUGGUGAAGGAAAAUGUGCAACUCAACAGAAAGGUACUAUCUGAGAUAUCAAUGCACGAACCAUAUAGCUUCAAAGCCUUGGUUGACAUCUCCAGAGCUGCUUUCCCUGGCAACAAGACGACACUCAUCCCACCUCUACAAGAAAAAAAGAAGGGUCUUUCACUUCUUGUUUAAUCAUUUCUAGAGAUUACCCUUUCCCGUCAUUUAAAUGGCCUUGUCCAAGUUUUGGUAAUGCCCACGCCUCCACGCAAAAAAUACUAAUCUCACUAUUAACACGGGUAUUUGUAUUUGUUUGUGUUGGUUGGUGAUGGAUGAAACCGGAAAAACAAGCACCACUGGCCUAUGACCAGAGAAAGCUUUCAAGCCUAUAUAUCUAUUUGUGUGGCUAAAUGAUAGUUUCUGGCCUAUUAAUUCACGGCUUUGUCGAACUAAUCUAAAUAUGUACUUCCACAUUCUAACACAGUU